AUGAAAAAUCACUUGUUGUCACAAUGCAAAAAAUUUCCGAAGGAGGCAUUAGAUCCUACCCAAAAGAUUCUUUGUUUUCAAGAUGUGGUAAAAGAUGAUAGGAAAGGGAUAGGUAGUUCACUUUCUGCCGUGUCAUUUGAUGUUGAUUAUUGUAGACAAGCGCUUGCUAGAAUGAUUAUUGUGGAUGAAUUGCCUUUUUCGCAUGUUGAAGGGAAGGGUUUUCGUUAUUAUACAAGUUGUUUGCAACCCAAGUUUCCAAUUCCUGGAAGGCUCACAGUUGCUAGGGAUUGUUGGAAGCUUUAUUUGAAUGAAAAAAUUAAGAUGAAGUCUGUUUUCUCUCAACCAAAUCAAAAUGUUUGUUUGACAACUGAUUGUUGGUCAUCUGUGCAAAACUUGAACUAUCUUUGCCUUACUGCUCAUUACAUUGAUGCUAAUUGGAAAUUAAUGGAGGACUGGAAAUCACAUCCAUUAAGGGGAGAGUUUUUACAUGUUAGAUGUUGUGCUCAUAUUUUAAAUCUUGUUGUGAAUGAUGGGUUGAGAGAAAUGCAUGAGUCAAUUUUAAAGAUUAGAAAUGCAGUUCGGCAUGUGCGUGCAUCACUUGGUCGUAGUGAGAGUGCUUUGAAGUUUCAAAAGGCAUUUAAACGUUUGGGGGAGAGAGAUUCUGAAUAUGCUAUGAUGGCUGGUGGGAUUCCUAGGUCUGAGGAUUGGGAGAAUGCAAGGCAUUUUGUGAAGUUUUUAAAAAUAUUUUAUGAGGUUACUAACAAAGUUUCUGGUUCAACGUUUGUGACAUCUUCUCAACACUUUAAUGACUUUUGUAAAAUAUUGUCUACACUUAAGCAUUGGAUGGGAAGCUUAGAUACGGUACUUUCAAGCAUGGCUGAGAAAAUAAAGUCCAAGUAUGAUAAGUAUUGGGGAAAUAUAAAGAACACAAACAUGAUGAUUUUCAUUGCAGUUGUUCUUGAUCCUAGGUAUAAGCUUCAAUUGAUUAAGUGGAGUUUUGAAAAGUUGUAUGAAAAAGAAGAUGCUGAAUUCUUAACGUCAAAGGUGAAGGAGACGCUUUUCAGGGUGUUUGAUAGCUACAGGAUGUUUGGUGGUAACUAUCAAAGGUCUACUCGGCAAGAUCUUCCUGAAAUUAGCACACAAGAGCUUGAGGCACAUGAAACUUCUUUUGCUAUGGAAUUUGAGAAGGAAAUGCAAUUCAAUGAGAGUGCUAACAAGAAUGAGGUGGAGUUAUAUCUUAUGGAGGCAUUAGAGAAGAGUGGCGUGCAAUUCGACAUUCUAAAUUGGUGGAAAGUGAAUUCCACUAAAUUUCCAAUCCUUGGGCAUAUUGCAAGAGACGUCUUAGCCAUGCCAGUUUCCACAGUUGCUUCAGAAUCGCUGAAGCGUUAA
Messenger RNA from Arachis ipaensis, 1389 nucleotides. Lineage: Eukaryota; Viridiplantae; Streptophyta; Magnoliopsida; Fabales; Fabaceae. The record is from RefSeq and is a predicted model, not a curated record.